Messenger RNA from Acomys russatus (golden spiny mouse), 2046 nucleotides. It is a transcript of the gene Prps1, whose product is annotated as phosphoribosyl pyrophosphate synthetase 1. Gene Ontology annotation, cellular component: ribose phosphate diphosphokinase complex; cytoplasm. The transcript is spliced from 7 exons. Bases 150 to 1106 code for a protein of 318 amino acids. The record is from RefSeq and is a predicted model, not a curated record. Gene Ontology annotation, molecular function: ATP binding; ribose phosphate diphosphokinase activity; magnesium ion binding. Gene Ontology annotation, biological process: 5-phosphoribose 1-diphosphate biosynthetic process; purine nucleotide biosynthetic process; ribonucleoside monophosphate biosynthetic process. NCBI's taxonomy places the organism in Eukaryota, Metazoa, Chordata, Mammalia, Rodentia, Muridae.
GGGUAAUUUAGAGCACGCUGGGCGGGAAUGUAAGAUGGCGGAAUAGUAUCGCGGUGCUUUAGGCGUUCAGGCUCCCGGCUUACUUCAGUUCCAGUCUCCGCGGCGGCGGUGACCACUGAGCGUAGAGCGCGUUUGGGUAGUUGCCAAAGAUGCCGAAUAUCAAAAUUUUCAGUGGGAGCUCCCACCAGGAUUUAUCCCAGAAAAUUGCUGACCGCCUGGGCCUGGAGCUAGGCAAGGUGGUGACUAAGAAAUUCAGCAACCAGGAGACCUGUGUGGAAAUUGGAGAAAGUGUACGUGGGGAGGAUGUCUACAUUGUUCAGAGUGGGUGCGGUGAGAUAAAUGACAAUCUUAUGGAGCUUUUGAUCAUGAUUAAUGCUUGCAAGAUUGCGUCAGCCAGCCGGGUUACUGCAGUCAUCCCAUGCUUCCCUUAUGCCCGCCAGGAUAAGAAGGAUAAGAGCCGGGCUCCCAUCUCAGCUAAGCUUGUUGCAAAUAUGCUGUCUGUAGCAGGUGCGGAUCAUAUUAUCACCAUGGAUCUACAUGCAUCUCAAAUUCAGGGCUUUUUUGAUAUCCCAGUGGACAAUUUAUAUGCAGAGCCAGCCGUCCUUAAGUGGAUAAAGGAGAAUAUAUCUGAAUGGAGAAACUGUACUAUUGUCUCACCUGACGCUGGUGGGGCCAAGAGAGUGACCUCCAUCGCAGAUCGGUUGAAUGUGGACUUUGCUUUGAUUCACAAGGAGCGGAAGAAGGCCAAUGAAGUGGACCGCAUGGUGCUGGUAGGAGACGUGAAGGAUCGGGUGGCUAUCCUCGUGGAUGACAUGGCUGACACUUGUGGUACAAUCUGUCAUGCUGCUGACAAACUUCUCUCAGCUGGAGCCACCAGAGUUUAUGCUAUCUUGACUCAUGGAAUCUUUUCUGGCCCAGCCAUUUCUCGCAUCAACAAUGCAUGUUUUGAAGCAGUCGUUGUCACCAAUACUAUACCUCAAGAGGACAAGAUGAAACAUUGCUCCAAGAUACAGGUGAUUGACAUAUCCAUGAUCCUUGCAGAAGCCAUCAGGAGAACCCACAAUGGAGAAUCUGUCUCCUACUUGUUCAGCCAUGUUCCUUUAUAAUGGAAUAACUUCCUAACCAUUUUGAAAAUCAAACCAACCCCGCCCCUUGUUUUUCUUGGUAUUUGGUGAGCAGAAGAACCAGCUUGCUCCAGUGUAGUUUUUUACAUCCCACAUUAGAUACAGUAGAACUUAUCCUAAAUUGGAGAAAGUCAGAUUGCUAUUAACUGCUAGGAUGUCCUGCUUGCACUGUUUCAUCCUGGCUUUCUUGUUUAUUUUGUGAACCAUGCAACUUUAACUAGAGCUCAGCUGCUGACGGAUAUAUAGACUGUUGAGAGUAUUCCACAUGGUCCUUAGAAUAUGAUUGACAAAGCUCAUACCCCAUUGCAUGUGAAUGAAUGCUUUGGGAUUUUCUUCAUUCAGAAUAACUAGCAACAAAGCCCGCCUAUAUGUGAUCCAUUUUCAGAGGUCUAUGCUACAUUACAGCAAGAACCCUGAACAUCCUUAAACAGAGUUCUAGUAAUUGAGCACCCGGUAAGGCAGGGCAGGUAGCUCAAUGCAGUAAUUAAUUAUGGGAGGAAGAAGCCUGAUCCAUUGCCAUCUAUUUAACUCUAUAGCUUGGAUUCUCCACAUCUGUUCCCUUUCGAUUUGACUUUACUACCUUCAGCUAUCUUGACCCUUUCCUGGCCAAAUAUCUUGGACUCAGUGACCAUUGUACCGUACUCUUCUGUAAGACAGACUUGCUUCUUGCUAUGUAACUGCUAACAUUCACAUUAGAUAGCUUGCUGUAGCGCAGUCUUCCUUAGCCUGCUACCAGUGUGGUGGCAGGUUUAGGUGGUGUCAUAGUGCCUUUUGAUUUAUUUAAUUAUUUAAUUUUCAUCUUCCUUGGAUCCGUUUGGCCUCUCGAUUGAACAGAUUUCUGCUAAACAGUUUGAUGUUAUCGUCUCCUAUAGAAACUUAAUAAAAUGUCUGUUACGUAUGCAAUUUGGGAUCUGUUGUCAUU